AUGAGUAAUAAUUUCAAUGAGAUUCUCGCUAAUCUUCUUAGCAUGAUACCAGUAUAUCCUAAUCCAAUACCUCGACCAGUAGAUAGAACUCCAAGUUUACAAGACCAAAUUGUAAAAAUUAGAAACAAGUUACUUAGAACCCGACCUUACAUGAGGAAAACACAGUUAGCCUAUACCUACUAUCUAGGUGAACUGAUAGAAGAAAAUCCUCUAGAGCAAAGAAUAAUACGACGAGAAGUCUCUAUCUAUUAUUAUAAGGCUUCUAUCAGAGUUUAUAAUAUUUUUGAAAGUCUUGGAAUUCAACAAAUCUUUCGAGCCACCAAUACAACACUUGCCAAGAUUAAUG
This is a messenger RNA of Racocetra persica, 346 nucleotides long. Lineage: Eukaryota; Fungi; Glomeromycota; Glomeromycetes; Diversisporales; Gigasporaceae. The record is from the annotation of a GenBank genome assembly.